GUCUAAUGCGUACAUUAGUUCGGAGAUAACCGCUGCUCAAGUUUACCAAGGCAUAACCGAAAGGAAAUUAUGGCCACCAAUUCGAGUGAAAAAUCAAUCACGUUACGUUACAUGUGGGUCGCCUGUCGCGAUCGCGGGUGACCCGGGACAACGAAGGAAUUCGGCACGAAAAAUCCCUUGAACUUUGCAGAAAAAGAAGUGCAGCGAAGGCAACCAUUACCAAGUAGAUCACAGAAGUUGCGGAAUGCAUUUCUUUUUCUCGAAAGAAAGAAUUCUAUGAGACACAUUUGAAUGACUGUUAUGUCAUGUUUUGACGUAAACCCAGCAUGAAUAAAAACGUAAACAAAAGAGCAAGCUUAAAUUUUGGCCUGUAUGGAUGAAAUCUUGGCAGCAAAAUGAUGUUGUAAAGGUCUCAUUGAAAUCAUAAAACUGAGCGCCCCCAUACAUGAUCUAGUUCACCACCCCUGGAAGUUCUGGAACUUUUUUCCGCGAUAAGAAUGCGGCCAGUAGUGUAUUUGUUAUUAACCUAUUCAUUGAAACCUGUAAAUUAAGGUAUAGUUUAGGGUAUACCUAAUAUUUAUAACGAUUUUGACUUUUUUGAACUUUUUCGUUCUCUUCUUUCAAACCAUCGUUUGUCAAUGCUAUCACUUCCUUAGUGGUUGUUGACGCACUGUUUGGAAUACACAUAUCAAUGGCUUUCAAAUGGUAUAUCAUACACGGGUAUAGGGGGUCUGUUAAUUGAAUUGUGGAAAAUCCCCAGCAAUUUAGGGUGAAAGGGUUAAAGAAAGUGUAUCUAGUAACCAUUCUGUAGUUAUCGUACUUCACUAAACUGUCUAUAUAUCUAUCUACUUUACAUGUACACCUUGAUUUCUACCAACUCACCUUGAAAGAACCAAAAACAUGAUCGAGACGGUAUUGAAUUUAACUUAAAUAAUGGGUUUACCACAUUUUUCUCAUUGCAUCUUCACUGGUAUAAUCCGAUGAAUUUGAUCAUGAAUGCCCUAUAACUCAUCACUUUCAUGAAGUGGUCAUAGUAUGGUAACUUGUUUGUUUUUUCCUUUGCUCAGGUACCUAUUUGACAACAAGAUAUCUGUGAUUGAACCGGGAUCGUUCCCACAACGGCACCUGGCACAAUUGCUUUUGUACAAAAACCCCACAUUAUCGUCAAUAACUAUCGUAGCUGAUGGAAAUAGUAAACCCAAUGUGACGGUUUAUAUGUUUUCCGAGAACCUUCCGUCUGUUCCAGUUAAAGACGGUGUACAUUUAAACGUACUUCAAACAAACGGAUUCCGUUGUAGAGAUGAUACGUAUACGUGCCAAAUCUGUCCAAGGGGGACAUAUUCAAGGGGAGAUGGUGUAUCCAAAGGAUGUUUACCGUGUCCAGCAGGGGGCUUUUUUCAAGACUCAGUUGCAGCAAUUGGUGUCACUGCUGAAGGACAUGGAUGUCAGCAUUGUCCCAAUGGAACGUUUAUACACCCAAAAUACGCACCUGGAAAAGCAUCUUGGGAGUGCAAAGCGUGUCCAGAAGGUACUAACACGACAGCUUUGGCUGGAUUCAGGGCAUGCAGGUGCCUAGAGAACUACUUUCGCUUGGAUCGCUUUGGUUCAUGUACGGCUUGCCCUGGUCAGGGCGUCGCAUGUUCUAAUGACACAUUACGUUUGUCACGCGGGUUUUACUGGUCAUGGACGAGAAACGGAAGUAACUCCCAUAAGCACCUUUACAAACUUCUGAUCGCUAAUUUGGCGAUAGAAAGCGACAGCUACCGCAAUGAAUCAAUGAAAUACGUUGGCAGAGUUCCAAAAGCCUACAAAUGUAUUCGUCAAGACUCCUGUCUUGGAGGAAUUGACUCCGAAUGUGCCGAGGGCUAUGCUGGACCUCUAUGUGCCAACUGCCAAUCAGGAUUCUAUAAACGGAUGAUCGCAUGUCACAAGUGUCCUUCAAAGAAGCUCAUUGCUAUACAGUUUGGAGUGCUGGGCUUCAUAGUACUUGUGAUCAUCUUAGUUAUCGUCAAGAGCGAGAAGUCUUCUAAGCCAGGGAGGAGAACCGUAGCUGACAUCUUUCUUUCUCACGUGAAGAUUGUUAUCGGGUUUUAUCAGGUUUUGGCAGGCUUACUUCAAGCGUUUUCGUAUGUCAAGUGGCCUUCCGAAGUUUCUGUCCUUGAGAGUUACAUUAGGUUUGUCCAGCUUAACGUCUUACAGAUUGUUUCCCCAAGCUGUGUCGAAAAAAGUUUCGAAAUGAAUGCUUAUAGCCAUUUCGUUUUCACAUUGGCUGGAAAUGUGGUCAUUGUCGUUGUUCCACUGUUUUGGUACCUUGCCAGGAUAACAUGGAUGAAGAUAAAACAAAAACAACUCGACGAAAGUCAUCUCAUUGACAUUAAAAAGCCUUGUCUCAAAAUUAUAGCAUUUCUGCUCUUUGUUGCGUAUCCAUCUACGUGUGUCAACAUUUUUCAGAUUCUCCCCCUCUCUUGUCACAAGUUGUGUGCAUUUGAAGGAGCUUCUAACUGUCCAUCGUUUCUAAGAGCUGACUAUUCAAUUCUGUGCGACACAGAUACACAUAAGAAGUACAUAUGGGCAGCGUAUGCCUCUUUAGCAUACGUAAUUGGCUUUCCUAUUUUUCUGGCGUACAUCGUGUGGAAAACCCACCUACAGUCUCAGAGAUCCAACAGAUUCUCCCUGGCCGAUGAAAGAGGCAGCAUGGAAGCAGUGGCAUUUGCCAUUUUGUUUCUGCAUGAAAAUUACUCACCAAGUUGCUGGUAUUGGGAAAGUGUGGAAAUGGCGCGAAAAGUGAUCCUGUCGGCUGGCGUUAUCUUUGUUGGAUCGGAAAGCCGCACGCAAGUCGGAAUCGCCGCCAUGGUAUCGGCUGCAUUUGCAAUGCUCCAUGGGAGAUUUAGACCAAUAACUGACAGAUUUGAGGAUUACUUGCAAAUGACGUCCCUCUUGGUGACGUCAUUCAACCUUGGAAUAGGUGUGCUGCUGAAGGUGCCUUCAGAUGAAACAACUGGAAGUCGUGAUAACGUCGGCCUUGGAGUUUUGCUUUUGGUGACAAAUGCAUUGGUAAUAUGCAUUGUGUUAGCACGUUAUUUGCUCGUCUCUUUCCGCCUUGCGAUAGAUUUUCGCAACAACCCUCGGUUCAGCUGUCGUUGCCUGUUUCUGUUGAUGACCACAGCACAGGAAGUGCAAGGAGAUGCCAACGAUGUUAAUUUACAGGGAGCGUCGGCGCCAACAGUGACAAGUGGAUCAGACUUUGAGAUACACACUGCUAUCACUGCCGUGAACGAGUGCUUCGACAUCGACUGUGAAAUCAAUAUUCAGGAUGACCCCUCUGCGCAGAGAACGGAAAGCUUUACAGCAAGUCUGUGAAAUUAAAAAGAAAAAACUUACCUACGCUGUAAACGAGAGCAGGCAAACUUUGGAAUAUUGAAAUGUUAAAAACUGAACAUAGCAAGGUCAAAAUCCCAACUGGAAAAAGACAGAUUUCACAUGCAUGUUACCGACACUAACGAUAGCCCAAGACGUAAGUGAGACAAGCAUAUGCUUUUCAACAACUUCAGACUAGUCGGUAAUUUCGCAGUCCCACUUUAACCUAGAUUUCACUACGACAUAAACACAGGCAUGCAUGGCAAGCAUAACCGUAGUGAGGAAGCCUACAGCACAAGCAUAAGCACAAGCGCAUGGUAGCUACCACGUAGUGAGGACGUGCACAACACAAGCAAAAGCACAACCACAAGCAGAGCAAAAGCUUUUGUUCUUUUUGUGCUUGUGCUUAUGCUUAUGUCAAGUGAAAACGUGCUUCUGUAAACAUCAUCAUAAGCGAAGUCCGCCAUCUUGUUUUACUACAUUGAGGAGAUAUGGAACCGAAAAUAAGGAAAUUAUCCAUUGUACGCAUGUCUUCACGCUUACGCUUGUGUUGUGGGCGUUCUCACAACCGUUAUGUUUAUGCUUGUGCUUGUACUUAUGUUGUAGUGCAAACCAGGCUUUACUUGUAAAAGUCACAGCAUUCUACAAUUCAUUUCGUUUGUCUUAUAAAUUCCUUAAAUAGUACAGGUAAAAACUUAGACUUUGUACAACAAUAUCAAAGUAGCUGUAUGGAGAAAUGCUCAUAGCAAUACAGAGUUUUGAAAACUAUGUUCAGUCGCCCUAGCGGCUAAUAAAAUUAUAAAUGAAAUUACGCUCUUCUUGACACUCCAUAACAUAGACCCAAGAACAGAUGUUCAAAGUUUAACGUAAAUCAAACCUGGGCAGACUUUGAUAAGUUAUUUGCUAUUUAGCAAUUAGAUUUUCGCUUUCAGUUUCCAUGACGGGAUUUUUGAUGGGGACGAAACUUUUUUCCCCAACAAUUUCGAAUUCUUAAAGUCAAGAAACCAUAAUUGUGUUUCUUCUCUUAGUUAUUUUUGGACCUUAAGGGCCCAUUUCGCGUGCUUUGCUAAGGAAGUGAAACAUCAGUUCCGGUUACUUGCGUCAGCCUGAGGGUGGGAAAUGUAAGUAAUUUAAAGGGGAGGGGGGAGUGGGGUUCUUACAAGAUGUCUUUGAAUUGACUCCAAACAAUUGCCUUUCAAAAACUGCAAAAUUUCUGAGUUUUUAAACCCACUUUGCACAAAAAGUAUUCAAUUCAUCGGCUCAAAUUAACUGGCAGAGUUAAUCGUAUGUUGUACAAAUAUAUAAAAUUUUCGAGCAAAGUUUCGAAAAGUAUUAUUGAAUUACUGUUCGCUAACAGUAACAAGACAAAAUAUUUCAGCUGUUGCUACAAUUCAGGGAAUAGUGAAUUUACAGUCAGUUUAUGGGAACUAGCAUUAUCCACGGUUUUUAAAACUGAUUGACCUUACACGAUCAUAUUACUGAAGUUUCGUGCAAUUAGAAAGUCGUGCAUUUUCCUUGAAUGAGGCAUUCCAUUGUCGUCUUCCUCUGUUUCAAAGCAAGUCUUCGUGACGGAAAACGUUUCAUGCGAGCAUGAUUUGAUUUGCAUGAACAUUUCAUAUGGAUGGCUUCUCACUUUUAUAACGCGAAAAUGAGGUUUUGUACACGCCGUUAGUCAAGAAAUUUUGGCAGCUGGGGCGCGCUUUAGUGGCCGUUGCCGUUGCAGAGAGCCGGAGGUUAAAAUAAGAGUGAAUGUAUGGAGCGCUGGCCGGGACAAAAAAGCAUGGCCGUUGUGGAGAGAACUCCGUUGGUGGAGUUUCGACUGUGCUACACUAAGAGGAAACAAUGGUAGAGGCGAAAUUUCUGGAACAAAUUUUUCUCAAUAAAACAGUGUUAUUUAUCGUUAAAAAGAUUAGGAGGUAUAAAUCUUAUUGCAGUGUGUCUUUCGGUUAUCAUGUCUUCGCAAAAGUGUAGUUUUAAUCGGCGAGGGAAGUAGCGCUCCUUCAGCUAAGUAACAUUUGUAGAUUAAAUACUUUGCCGCUAAGUAAGCAAAGGCAAGCUUAAGGCUUUGUGGUAUCGCGUGAGUUGACAAGUCCAUAUGGAAGAAUUGAGUCUGAUAAAUCAACUUUUUCGUGUUUUUUUGCGACUACCCCGCACAAAAAAUCAUUCCAGAAUGGGGCUAAAUGGGAGCACUUUAAAAACAUAUACGUGGGUGUAUGAUAUGUGGUAGUUUUUUUUAACACCAGCAUUUGUCACGUUAAAAAUGAUCUCUUCCUGUGGUGCUCGGGGUAUCAGUGAUUAAUUUUGUGGUGAUUAUGAUAUUGCCAGCACUUCCUCGCGGUGGCAAUAAAUAUUUCAAGGCUUUCUGGGAUGUUCAGUAUAUGUCAAAACGUAUUGCUAAUCUCAAAAUAAUAAUAAAAAAAGAUAGAAUAUUAUCAUUUUUUUAUGUACACUUUUAGAAGUAUUUAAUUGUAAUUAGUGAAUGUGUGAAUAAAAAAAGAUGAUACCAUUAAAUGCCGUUCAAUGUAGUAAAAUACCUCUAAUUUGAGACUCACGUGAAAUAAUAAAGUGAAGCUUUACGUUUAGUUAACUGGUAAUUACUGGGAGUAAGUCGAAUGCUGUGAACACUUGUCACAGAACAGUGCCGAAAAUGCUCAUAAAAGCACAUUGUCUUUCUCUUGACCCGUCUAAUUUAGAACUCACAUAAAGUAAUGAGGUAAAACUUUAAAUUUAGUUUAGAAUAAUUCUCUUUUUAUAAUGUGUGAUGUGUGGCCAGACCAGACGGGUCGAUAUGAAACGAUCCAGAAAAAAAGCUGCCCAAUCCGUACACGACAGCAAAUCAUUUAGCGGACAAUUCAGGCCAAUGCAUUCACCGGUUGAGACAUUUUAAAAAACAACUUUCCGGCAAAUUGAGCUCAGUUAUAAGAUGGUAUAUAAAGAGACUUAUUAAACUGUGUAAAGUCGGGUCGGAUCUAGAAAUAUAUGUCUCAAAGUCGUGGCGAGGUUCGUGCAAAAUGACCACAAGCCAAAUAGUUUUCGUCUGUACCAACUUUAACGAACAGCUUAAGCCAACGUUAAUUUUAAUUUCGUUCAAUACGUAGUGAUCCCCUUAGUCAAUGACUUAAUAAUAUAGCGUCGGAAGAUGAUU
Molecule: messenger RNA, 6502 nt
Organism: Orbicella faveolata
Lineage: Eukaryota; Metazoa; Cnidaria; Anthozoa; Scleractinia; Merulinidae
Cellular component (GO): plasma membrane
Molecular function (GO): protein binding
Source: RefSeq, a predicted model, not a curated record